Messenger RNA from Bufo gargarizans (Asiatic toad), 2339 nucleotides. RefSeq names its product ankyrin repeat and SOCS box protein 1-like. Gene Ontology annotation, cellular component: ubiquitin ligase complex. Gene Ontology annotation, molecular function: protein binding. The coding region runs from base 2 to 970 and encodes 322 amino acids. The record is from RefSeq and is a predicted model, not a curated record. Gene Ontology annotation, biological process: protein ubiquitination; intracellular signal transduction. Lineage: Eukaryota; Metazoa; Chordata; Amphibia; Anura; Bufonidae. The transcript is spliced from 5 exons.
GAUGGAGGACGAUGAGACAGGUGCAGAGCGGGCAGUGGACGGCGCCCCUACAGUGGCAGUAGAUCUGGAGCAGUGCCAGGACACACAGUUACAUAAUGCCGCUUGUGUGGGGGACAUUGAGGCCCUGAGGACCCUGUUACAGGAGGAAAGGUUCCAGAGACGUAUUAAUGAGAAGACUGUGUGGAGCAGUGAUUGUCUUCCUACCUCCCCGCUCCAUAUUGCUGCCACUCUCGGGCAUGCUGAUUGUGUAGCGCUCCUUAUUGAUUUUGGGGCAGAGAAGGACCUGUUGGAUCUUAGACUCCAAUCACCCCUGCUUGGAGCCACAGAAAAUGGACACUUGAACUGCGUGCAAGUUCUUCUGAAGGCUGGAGCAAAUCCCAAUGGGAAUCCAGAUAAUUGUUACUCCCCAGUAUACCAUGCUACAGGAGUGGGCCGUGCUGAUAUACUACAAGAGCUAAUCCGAUAUGGAGCAGAAGUGGAUGGGGACCUUCAGAAGGCAUUUGGUUAUACAUCAUCAACGCUAGAUAUGCCAUUGAAAGCCACCCCACUGUACACAAGUGCAGCUCAACACACCCUAUCGUGCUUCCGCCUCUUGCUUCAGGCUGGUGCCAAUCCGGAUUAUAAUAGUUGGGACCCAGUGUGUGAAGCAAAACUUAUACGCUCAUCUCCAAUAUGUUUGCUGGAGGAAGUUCUACGUGAUGGUUGUGGCAAGGAGUUUGUUCAACUGCUCAUUGAUUUUGGAGCAGAUCUGAGUCUUUUGCACAGUGAACCAAUUUCCGAAGAGGACUCCAGUAAGAAAUUGGACCCAGAGGCCUUGCAAGUCUUUAGAGAAGCAAAAUGUCUUCCUCGGACCCUGUCAAGUCUUUGUCGUAUUGCUGUGAGGAGAGCGAUUGGUAAACGCAGACUGUCUUCAAUUAGCAGCCUUCCUGUUCCUGAUCGUAUCAUACGUUUCCUUCUCUACGAGCAGUAACACAACCUAAAUAUCUAAUCUUUAUACACACAGCUAUCUUUCUGACAACGAAGUGCAUGAGUCUUUUUUUUGCUUUAGGAAGGUUUUUCAUCAAUGUGUGAGUGCCUUCCUCCAACAGCUUGUUGAUGCGUGCUUCUCUUGAGGCACUAUACUUUCACACAACUUUGCAUAAAUCAAUAGUAUAAUUGACAACAAGAAACUCUAAUAUGUUAUCAGUGAGAAAUGUCUAGUUCCUCUGUUAUCAACUGUUUACCUCUCCUCCCCCUUUUUGCUAAUUGCUUUUCAAUAAUUACACAUGUCAAUACAAGUCUAUGGAGAGGGGAGGAGGAGAAAUGAGCAGCAGUGGUGAGAAGUGACCCAGAGAGAAGCUAAAGAGGUUACACAACUACACAGAAGAUUUAUAUGGCAACACAAGUGCUAAAUUCACAACCAAUACAGGUCAGGACCUUAAUGAUCCUGGGGCAUUUUUCUCAGUGAGUAACAGAAGUUUAGGAAGCAGCUUCUUCUCUACUUUCUAUGUGAGGUGGCUGGAAGCUAGUCUUUACCCACCAUGUCAGAGAUCUGGAAACUAGACAUUCAGCACACACAGAGAAAAAAAAUGCCAGAUACAAGACAUAUAGUGACCAAAAACUGUCAUGCCUCAUGUACAUGCCGUACUGUUGACUAAUGCAGAGUUUGUUAAAAGAUUAGGUACAUCACAGGUGUAACAUGGUUUUCUGCUUAGGACAGACCCUGUUAGGCCGGUCUUUUGGUGAGAAGUUGAUCAUGGGUUAUUAUGCUGCUAGAACCCCCAGAUAUGUGUUGUAAUCUGGUGGAGUCUAGCACAACGCCUUUAAACCUGAUGCAACAUAAUGGCCCAGAUUUACUGAUGUACCCACACCAAAAAUCUGUCUAAAAAGUGGGGCAAGUUGGCACAUCUGGGGGGGACUUCAUCAAAGGUUUUAUGCCACAUUAGUGGUGUAAAAAAAAAGUUGAGAAGUAUGGUGCACACCAUAUUUGCCCCAUUAUUUGCAACUUUUAGUUCUUGCCACUGCCGUAAGUUGUAUCUCUAAAAUCUGUGGCGCUUUUACACCUGCUGAUCUAAUAAACACUUGUGCUGCGGUACCACAACAGUACCGCUACUACAGCAUAUAUUUGCGGGUGCUAUAGCUGGCGGGUCUGUGCUGUUUAAAAGAGCAGAGGCCUGCACAAUGAUUGGGGAUGCCGGACAUUAAUUCUAAUACACCAAAUCUUUAUGAGGAGGCCCAGCGUAUUAGAGCUGCCAACAUAGGAGAUCAGCAAUAAGAGAUUUUAAAAUACUCCUAUGGGAGUAUAGUAACAAUCGUGUAACAACAGUGGACAUUGUAGCCUCCUACCGGAGAGGGGCUAA